Coffea eugenioides is the source of this 2895-nucleotide messenger RNA. RefSeq names its product putative disease resistance protein RGA3. The transcript has a single exon. The record is from RefSeq and is a predicted model, not a curated record. Gene Ontology annotation, biological process: defense response to other organism. Bases 1 to 2895 code for a protein of 964 amino acids. Gene Ontology annotation, molecular function: ADP binding. Lineage: Eukaryota; Viridiplantae; Streptophyta; Magnoliopsida; Gentianales; Rubiaceae.
AUGGCCGACCCUGUUAUCGGUGCCACAAUUCAGGUCACAUUGGAAACGGCACUGUCUCUUGCCUCUGAUAGGAUUGGUAUGUUAGUUGGUUUCAAGAAGGAUCUGGCCAGCAUGACUCGAUCUCUUCGGUUUAUCAAUGCUCGCUUGUCUGAUGCUGAGGAAAAGCAACAAAACCAGGACCGGGUAGUGCAUGAAUGGUUGAACAGUCUGGAGGAGGUGGCUUAUGAUGCUCAGAAUGUGUUGGAUGAGCUCCACUAUGAAUCUCUUCGUCACCAGGUGGAGUCCCAAAACCGACACAAGCUCAAGGUAUGCUGCUUCUUCUCCUUCUCUAACAUUAAUCUUGCUUUUCGUUGGAGAAUGGCUUCUAAGGUCAGGGACAUCAACCUUGAGUUGAAUAAGAUAAAUGAAGAAGCCCGUGAUUUUGGACUGGACAGUAAGUCAGUCGUGCCUGCUGCCCUCCCUGCUGCUCCUGCUGUUGGAGGCACGAGAGGUCGGCAGACCGACUCUGUUGUUGCUCCAAUGGUUGGAAGAGCCGAUGAUGAAUCAGAGAUAGCGAAGAUUUUGUUGAGCCUGUCUGAGAAGGUUGUUUCUGUUCUUCCCAUAACUGGUAUGGGAGGUUUAGGCAAAACAACUUUGGCUAAAUCCAUAUACAACAACAAGCAAAUUGAUGAACACUUUAACAAAAAAAUUUGGGUUUGUGUAUCGAGAAAAGUUCAAAUAGAGGAGCUUUUCAAACUCAUAUUAGUGCAAUUGAUGAAAGAAAAGGUUGACGUGGAUGAUAGGAAUGUCAUCGUUGGAAAAAUUGGGAACAACCUAGGGGAAAAAAGAUAUCUCCUGGUUCUAGAUGAUGUGUGGGAUGAUAGUCAGGCAUUGUGGGAGGACUUUUUCAACACCUUGAAGGGGCUCAAUCCAACUAAUGGAAGCUGGUGUCUGGUCACUACUCGUCCAGGUCCAGUGGCGCAGUGUGUGUCUAGAGUUUUCAUGAUGGAAAAUGAAGCCUAUCGAUUAGGAAAACUACCUGUUGAUCAUUGUUGGUCUAUCGUAAAAGAAAAAGCAGUUCGAGGGGGAGAAGUACCUGAUGAACUACAAGCAAUUAGAGAGAGAGUAAUCGAAAGAUAUGAUGGUCUACCAUUGGCUGCAAGUGUAAUCGGAGGUCUAUUAUCUUUACAUAGAAAAGAGGAGUGGCGAUCAAUUUUGGAGAAUAGGCUUUCGAGUUUGAGUGGAGAUGAAGAUCCUGUGAUGCAAAUACUUAAGUUGAGUUUUGAUAAUUUGCCAUCUCCAUACGUUAAGAAAUGUUUUGCGUAUUGUUCUAUAUUUCCUAAGGAUACUGAGAUGAAAGGAGAUAUGCUAAUCAAACUUUGGAUGGCAGAAGGUUUCUUGCAAGCAGACGUCAAUAGACAAAUGAUGAUGGAGGAAACUGGAAUGAAUUAUCUGAGAAUUUUAUUGCAGAGUUCAUUGUUUGAAGAAAUAAUUGAUGAGUCAGAAACAUCAACAUCUUAUAAGAUACAUGAUUUGGUGCACGACCUUGCAGAGUCAUUGUCAAAGUCUACCAAAGUCAUUAUUGAUCGGGAUAUAUGUACAGUAGACAAUGGUGAUCAGAUUUGUUACCUUGCAAUAGACUCAUUUGGUGGUGGAGAAGACAGAGAAAAACUUUUGGAGAGUCUAUCAACUUCGCUUCAUACAUUGUUCAUCAAAAAAGGUGACUUAUCUGGUGAUAUGUUAAUGAAGUUGAAGAACUUGUAUGUUUUGAAUUUGUCUCGUACAACAACUGAAGAGCUACCAGUCUCAAUUGGCAAACUGAUACAUUUGCGGUAUGUUAACCUUCAGCGGUCUUCAAUCAGUAUUUUGCCAGACUCCCUUUGCAAGCUUUAUAAUCUGCAGACAUUGACGCUAAGUAACUCAAAUGUUAAAAAGCUUCCGAAGGGAACGUGCAAUUUGAUUAGCUUGAGACAUCUCCACUAUUACAAAAGUGAUAAAGAAUUUCAAAUGCCGCUAGAGAUGGGACGGCUGACUUGCCUUCAGACGCUAGAGUUCUUUAAGGUGAGUCGAGAGAAGGGUCGACAAAUUGGAGAGCUUGGAAGCUUGAAGAACCUCAAAGGCAAAUUGGAGAUACACAAUCUGGAACUAGUAAAGGAUAAGGAAGGAGCUGAGGAAGCAAAACUAUCUGGAAAGGCAAAUCUAUUUAGGCUGUAUCUUGAGUGGGCCCGUGAUCGAGAAGGCGACAAUUACAACGACAAAGAUGUGUUAGAUGGCCUUCGACCCCACCCAAAUUUGGAAGAGUUGGUAAUUUGCGAUUUUAUGGGCGAUCAAUUUCCUCGAUGGUUAAUGGAUUUGCCAACAACAACAACAAUCCCCAAGUUAGCAACAACACUCCCCAAGUUAGCGCGUUUGAAAUUUAAUGCCUCCAACAGAUGCAGAGAACUCCUUCCCCUGCAAAACUUUACGUCUCUUAAAGUGCUGCAGAUUUAUUCUUGUGAUGGGUUGACGAAUCUGCCAGGUGGCAUGCUACACUCUUGUGCCUCUCUCCAGCAGCUUUGGGUGACUGGUUGCGGCAAUCUUAUCUCCUUUCCGCUUGAUUUGCAACAAACGCCUUCUCUCUCUAUGCUGGUAUUAUCCCACUGUCCCAAACUGAAAACAAGCAUGACGCCCAAAGGAUUUGGUUUCCUAACCAGCUUAAGGGAGCUUACAAUUGGUCCCUUCUCAGAUGAUGGUGAUGAUCAUGAAAAUUCUUCAAUUUACAAUGAGUUUGAUUGGUCUGGAUUGAUAUCCUCCUCCUCCUCCUCCUCUUCGUCAUCCGCACUCCGUCGAUUAGACUUACGUGGGUUGCCACACAUGAAGUCCCUGCCACCCUCAGAUCCAAUACUUGACCACUCUCACGUCACUAACGCUACUUGA